Messenger RNA from Williopsis jadinii, 783 nucleotides. RefSeq names its product Rfa2p (gene RFA2). The record is from RefSeq and is a predicted model, not a curated record. Gene Ontology annotation, cellular component: nucleus; site of double-strand break; DNA replication factor A complex. Gene Ontology annotation, molecular function: DNA binding. Gene Ontology annotation, biological process: nucleotide-excision repair; DNA replication; double-strand break repair via homologous recombination. NCBI's taxonomy places the organism in Eukaryota, Fungi, Ascomycota, Saccharomycetes, Phaffomycetales, Wickerhamomycetaceae. The coding region runs from base 1 to 783 and encodes 260 amino acids. The transcript has a single exon.
AUGACCACUUACCAACCGUACGGGGGCUACAACAACGAUUUCGGCAAUGACUUCAACUCUGGUGGGUUUGACAACAACAACGGAACCAACCAGGGCUCAUCGCAACAGCGUACGCAGACCCGCUCGAGCCUGACCCCGGUGACCAUCAAGAUGCUGAACGAGUCCACGCCACAGGUGCAAGAUGGCGAGUUCAUUGUCCAUAACAUCGAGCUGAACUUGGUGUCGUUCUGUGGUAUUGUGCGUAAUAUAACAGACAACACGUCGAAUCUCGUGGUGCAAUUGGAAGACGGUACAGGUGCGAUUGAAAUCAGAGCAUGGAUCAACGAUUCCUCGCCUGACGAACACAAGGACCUUGAAGUUGGGAAGUACUUUUUCGUCACGGGCUCCCUAAAGGAUUUCCAAGGCAAGAAGAACGUUCAACAUGCCACGUUCACCAAGGUUGACGAUUUCAACCAGGUGAUCUACCAUCAGCUGAGUGCCAUUGACGUUUAUCUCAGAGCCAACGGCAAACUGGGCAGUGAUGGAAGUGCUACUAAGCAGAAGGAGGCGUUAUUUGUCGGUGACGACGAUAACAAGACCACAGGCUCGAAUCUAAGUAUCUCUGAUAGGAUCUUGGAGUGUAUCACGGAACACACUCCUUCAAUGCCCGAGGGAGUCCCUGUGCAAUUCAUCGCACAGACACUCAACAUGCUAGUGGACGAUGUCCAGCUCUACUGUGGUAAGCUCACCGAAGACGCAAAGAUCUUUGUUGGAUAUCACGAAAAUGGCUAUUUAGCAGUGUGA